AUUAAAAAAAAAAAAGUGUUUGUAAAAAACAAUAAAUAUUAAAAUAAAUAAAGCCCCAAAAGAAGAUAGACUGAUAGAGUAAUCCUUUGGACGACCUCUCUUCUUCUUCUUCUUCUUCUUCAAUUCUCUCUCUGUUUUUUUUUUUCUUUAGCAUUUGAUGACUGUGGUCCUCAAACAAGAUCCACCACCAUUCAUUCCUCUGUUUUCUCCUCCAUUAUUAUCUCUCUGUACACUCCUCUGUUUCUUCCUUCUGAGACCAAGCAAUGAGUAAAGAAGAGUUCUUAAAGAUCCAGAAAUGUGUUCUUAAAGUGAACAUACACUGUGAUGGGUGUAAGCAGAAAGUUAAGAAAAUCUUGCAGAAAAUCGAUGGGGUUUUCACUACGGAAAUAGAUGCAGAGCUAGGGAAGGUAACAGUUUCUGGAAAUGUAGACGCUGCUACUUUAAUUAAAAAGCUCUCGAAAUCAGGAAAAUAUGCUGAGCUUUGGGGAGCUCCGAAGGUUAAUCCAAAUAAUAACAAUGGCGGCCAUCAGAACCAUCUUGUCAAUCAGAUGAAGAAUUUGCAGAUUGAUAAUGGUAAAAAUGGGGGUAAUAAUAAUAAACAGGGGCCUCCAAAGGGUGGGAACAAUCAGCCGAAAUUGGGCGGCGGAGGCGGUGGUGGUGGUGGUGGGGGUGGGCCACCGCAGAUUCUGCCGCAGCAGCUUCAACAGCUGCAGCAAUUACAGCAACAAAUGAAUGGGUUUCCGUUUCAAGAUCCGAAAAUGUUACCACCGCAGUUGAAGGGUAUGAAAAUGCCACCGUUUAAAGAUCCGAUUCCGGCGAAUCAGAAGGCAGUGAAGUUCGAUUUGCCGGAGGAUGGUGAUCUGACCGAUGAUGAUGAUUUUUAUGAAGAUGAUGAUGAUGAUGAAUUUGAUGAAGAUGAUGAUCUCGAAGAUGACUUGGAUGAUAUUCCUCUUCCUCCGAAUAAAAUGAAGACGUUUGUGGGUGGUACCGGCGCAGGCGCCGUUGCUGGAGGCGGAGGUCAGAUGCCGAACUUGAUGGUGUUGAAUGGGAUGAAUGGGAAUAUGAAUAUGCAGCAACUGAUUAAUGCUCAGAAGGCUGCUGCUAAUGGAGCUGAUAAGAAGGGCGGUGGAGUUGGCGGUGGCGGUGGCGGUGGCGGUGGCGGAGCUAUGCCAAUGCCCAUAUCAAUUAAUGGAAUGGGUGGUGGAAACAAUGACGGCAAAGGCGGUAAUGGAGGGAAGAAAGGCGGUCCCGGCGGCGGUGGUGGUGGCGCUGGCGGGGGCGGUGGGAAUCACAAUCUUGGCGGUGGUGGCAAAAAUGUCGGCAAGAACGGUAAUAAUAAUGGUGGAGUUCAAAAGAACGGCGGUAUUAACGGCGGUGGGGUGGUCCAAUUAAUAAUGGCAACGGCGGGAAGAAGCCCGGUGGCGAAAUGCCUCACGUAAUGAACGGGUGGUCCCCACGGUUUUCCGAGCAUUGGUGGCCAUCCCGGAUUGCCGGCAGGAGGAUUAGCUGCCGGCGGUGCUGGUGGUGGCGGCGGAGGCGGGCGGCCAAUGAACCUGAACAUGCCGAUGGCACAAAUGGGGAACAUGCAAAUGAGUCAAAUGGGAUCCAUUCCAGCCGUCCAAGGUCUCCCGGCGCCCGCCAUGAACGGCGGUGGACCCGGCAGCGCGUAUUUUCAAGGAGCUCCCGGACCAGCGGAGGCAAUGGGCGGCAACCCAUACCAACAGCAACAACAAUACAUGGCAGCAAUGAAUCACCAACGCGCCGCCAUGGCAAACCAAGCAAUGAUGUACGCGCGGCCACCACCAGCCGUGAACUACCUGCCGCCGUAUCCGUAUCCAUAUCCUCCGCCGCCACCUGCCGGCGAUAAUUACACCCACUUUUUCAGCGAUGAAAACACUUCAAGUUGCAAUGUAAUGUGAAAAAAGAAAAAAAAAAAGGAACAAAAGAAAAAAAAAGAAUCCAACCAGAAUUUGAAAAUGAUCUUAGACACCAUAAUUAAUUAGAGCUCUAUUAUUAUGGUGAUUAAAUUCUGGUUUUCAUGACAGAUUAAAAAUGUUCAGUUUAUAGUUUUUUUUAUUCAGGAGAGUUUAAAAAAAAAAAGAAAAAAAAAAAAGAAAGGCCCCAUCCCCCCAAAAGGAAAAAAAAAAAAUUAGAAGUUUGAUGAUGCUCUUAUCAUAUAUAUACUUUGGGAAUGUUUUUCUUUUCUUUUCAGUAAAAAUCUCUCCAUUUAAUUCUCUUUAUCUUUUUGCUCAAGUGUAUGGUAUUUGUAAUUUGGUAGAGGCUGGUUUUACAAUUCAAUUAAAAGUGCCCUCAUAAAAUGGGUAUAUGGUGUGUUCCAAA
This is a messenger RNA of Cucumis sativus (cucumber), 2340 nucleotides long. Its product is annotated as heavy metal-associated isoprenylated plant protein 33. The record is from RefSeq and is a predicted model, not a curated record. Lineage: Eukaryota; Viridiplantae; Streptophyta; Magnoliopsida; Cucurbitales; Cucurbitaceae. Gene Ontology annotation, molecular function: metal ion binding.